This is a messenger RNA of Osmerus eperlanus (European smelt), 4445 nucleotides long. RefSeq names its product complement component 1, s subcomponent .2 (gene c1s.2). Gene Ontology annotation, cellular component: blood microparticle. Gene Ontology annotation, biological process: zymogen activation. The record is from RefSeq and is a predicted model, not a curated record. Lineage: Eukaryota; Metazoa; Chordata; Actinopteri; Osmeriformes; Osmeridae. Gene Ontology annotation, molecular function: calcium ion binding; serine-type endopeptidase activity.
UAAAAGGAAAAGAAGAAGUCGUUUUUGUUUUCAUGUGUUCAGAUAGAUUUGAUCGCCAUCAGAUGACCACCAUGCAGAGACUGAGCCUCUGCCUCAUCCUCCUGCCUCACUACGCUUUCUCGGUGCUCUUGGGAUGGGUGGAGUCUCCAGGUUAUCCCCGUGGUUACCCACCCUUUGCCAGUACCAAUUGGAGCAGGUGUGCUCCACCUGGCCACGUCAUCUCCCUCAGGUUGAUUCACCUCCACCUGGAGGGCAGCUCUGACUGUGACCACGAUGCCUUGGAGAUCUUUGCAGAUGAAAACCGUCUAGAAAAACUGUGUGGUAAAAUGUCGCCUGACGAGCUGGAUUCUUCAGUCAAUCCCCUGCUCUCCUCCUCCACGGGUGGGUGUCUCUCUCUCUCGUUCCGCUCAGACUACUCCAACACCAAGAGACACACUGGAUUCAGAGGGUUCUACACUCUGCAAGACUUUGAUGAAUGCUACGACGACCCAGAUAACGGCUGCACCCAGUUCUGCCACAACCACAUCGGCGGUUACCGUUGUUCCUGUCGCCCCGGUUACUACCUCGACACAGACGAGCACACUUGCACCGUGAGCUGCUCUGAGGACCUGUCUGGUGCGCUGCGGGGUGUUAUCUCCACCCCCUCUAGACCCGGCCCGUACGCGGAGAACGCCCAGUGCUCCUACACUCUCUCUGUGGAGGACCACCUGCAGCUGGUGCUGGAGUUCAUGGGGGAGUUUGACGUGGAGCAGGGGCCCGAGGGCCAGUGUGUGGACACCCUGACGAUUAAGACUCCCUCGAAGGUUCUGGGGACAUAUUGCGGCCACGUGGCUCCGCCCCCUGUCCACACAGGGUCACACCACGCCCACAUUCUCUUCUCCUCUGAUGGCUAUGGCACCAACACUGGCUUCACAAUACACUACUCUACCAAAGCAAAGACAUGUCCAGGGUUUGUGACAUCCGGUGCUACGAUGACCCCUGAACUUCCUGAAUAUAAACAUGGCAACAAAGUCAAUGUCCGCUGUGAGCUUGGGAAAAUCUUGAAUUCUGAUGCUCGCAAAAAGACCCAUAGUGACGUGUUGUACGAGUCGAUAUGUCAGAGGACAGGCAAGUGGAGUCCAGCGUACCACUGUGAAUCUGUGGACUGCGGAGUGCCAGAUAUCCCCGAAGAAGACAUUCUCCAGGUGACGGAGUCUGACCCGAGCACGUUGUACGGUGACAAGGUGCAGUUCAGGUGCAGGUCCAAGUACUACACACUAGAGGGAGAAGAUGAAUACACGUGCAAUGUCAGUGGACAUUGGAUAUCAGAGACAGGCCAGGGCAAGUUUCCAAAAUGCAUUGAAGUGUGUGGGAGAACGGAGAACGAGCUUGAAAGCACUGGGAGGAUUUGGGGAGGUGAUGUUGCGAAGCUUGGCGACAUACCGUGGCAGCUUCUGAUGCUGUAUCCAAAAAGAGCAGGGGCGACACUGAUCAACGAUCGCUGGGCCAUCACAGCUGCUCACGUCGUGGACAAAAAUGAAGAACUAACACAAACUAUCUAUGGUGGAGUGAUAGAUGGAGUAAAGGCAAGAGAACGUCACCCUGAAGUAGCUGUCUUAGAAGUUAAAAAGGUAAUAAUUCAUCCCGGCUAUGCAAAUGGUUUUGAAAAUUCUGUACGCACUAACUACGACAACGAUAUCGCCCUUAUCCAACUGACCGAGAGAGUGACGCUUGGGCCAACUCUCCUGCCUAUCUGCCUGCCUAAGCCCGAUGAGGAGCUGGAGGCCGAUACUUUAGGCACUGUUUCAGGGUGGGGAGCAACUGAAAAAAGGGAGCAAAGCAAAAUGUUACGUCAUACUGAUGUGGCUGUAUACACUACUAGUAAGUGUGAAGACACACCUCGUAUUGAAGAAAAGCCCUUGGUCUUCACUGGCAACAUGUUCUGCGCUGGAAAGGAUGGGCAUGAUAGCUGUAGGGGAGACAGCGGAGGUCCAUUUGUCGUACCCAGAUUAGGGAACCACAACAAACCGCACCGUCUAAUGGGGGUCGUGUCGUGGGGCUCCCACUGUAAAGUGGAUGGAGACUUCAAGGGGUAUUACACCAAGGUGAGUAAGUAUUUAGGCUGGAUCAAGGAGACAAUAAAGAAGGAGGAGAAUGACGAAGACUACAAAGUAAGCAGAGGUUCAUCCCCCUCGUACCUGCCACCUCUCCUGGCUCCACGGGUGGAUGUGUGGGAUCCCAGGGGGCCUGGGGGGCCCGUGCUCCUGGGGGGCACGUUGUUGUGUUUACGUAUGUAUGAGUGCUGGCGUCUUCCUCGGGCAGAGCCUACCAUGUACGGAGAGCUGCAUUCACCCCAGUACCCUCAGUCUUACCCUGGGGGCCUGACAGAGACAUGGGACCUCCAGGUGCCUGAGGUCCAGAUCCAGCUCACCUUCACACACUUGGACAUCGAGCCUUCCGCAAACUGUUACUACGACGCCGUGAGGGUUCUGCACGACCAGAAGAUCCUGGGGAGGUUCUGCGGCCAGGAAAACUCUGCUGAGGGACAUCACCACGGCAACCAGCCUAUCUUGACUCCCGGCAACAGGCUCACCCUUGUUUUUCAGUCGGACGAAACUAACCCUGAGCUGCACCAGCCGAUUGGCUUCUCUGCUCACUACCAGGCCAAAGAUAUAGAUGAGUGUUCUGCUCCUGCCCCUGAGGAUGGGACAGGUCCACUCUGCUCUCAGCUUUGCCACAACACCCUAGGCUCCUACCUCUGCUCCUGUCACCAUGGCUACAACCUCAGACCUGACCAGCGCACCUGUGUGUUGUCCUGUGGGGGUAUUUUCGAUGAGCCUGAGGGGGCGUUCACCAGUCCAGGGUACCCUGAGCCUUCCCCCCUCGGAAUGUCCUGUCAGUAUGUCAUCUCUGUGGAGCUUGGCUUUACCGUGACCCUCAACUUCACCAGCGACUUUCACAUAGAGAGCAUAGACACCCAGCAGGGACCCAGCUGUCUGUACCACUGGCUUCAGGUGACCAUCCCUGGUAGGGAGCCCCAGAAGUUAUGUGGGGGGCAGAGUCCAGGACUGAUGGCGACCAACUCCAACAAUGUCAAGCUGGACUACCAAACAGACUGGGCUGGGAUGAGCAGGGGCUGGAGCCUGCAGUACAGCACCCAGAGGGUUCAGUGUGUCCCCCCCAGUGCUGUGGUCCAUGGUCGAGUCACUCCUAUCUUCGAAGAGUACUUCUACAGAGAUUACAUCCAAGUGCGCUGUGACCACGGCUAUAAACUCAUGAUGGAUGGUAACGAGAUCCACAGUUAUUCAUCCAUGUGUAAGAACAACGGACAGUGGCACCUUUCUCUUCCAGAGUGCCAAAUACUGGACUGUGGGAGGCCUGAGCCGUUACUGAACGGAGGGGUGACAUUCAUAUCUGGAGCCGAUGACCAGUACCUCUCAGUCAUCCAGUACCACUGUAACGAGCCACACUACGCCCUUCUAGGGGCAGCAACAGUGAGCUAUACCUGCGCAGCAGAUAGGAAGUGGAGACACGGCAAGGGAAGCCCCAUCAUCCCUACGUGCAUACCAGUGUGUGGCCGGCCCACCGAGUCCCUCUCAAAGAGACACGGCCGGAUCUUAGGAGGGGAUGAGGCCCCUGAAGGCUCGAUCCCUUGGCAGGUGUUGCUGAGUGUGGACGGGAAUAGAGGAGGGGGGAUGGUGGUCGGAGACCGCUGGGUCAUGACUGCAGCGCAUAACUUAUUCAGACCAAAUGGUGCUCUACUGCCAAAUGAUGUUAAGGUUUUCAUGGGAGGUAAUAAUGCUGUAGAAAUCAGUAAACGCCCUCCAGCUGCUGUAAGUUCUCUUCACCUCCACCCAGACUACCACAACCCCGACAAAGAUAACUACAAUCAUGACAUUGCUUUGAUCAAACUUCAACAAACAAUCACAUUCCAAGAUUCCAUCAUGCCAAUUUGUUUGACAGUUGAAAAUGCUACGUAUCAAAGUACACAGAUUGGAUUUGCCUCAGGCUUCGGAGUCACAGAAGAUAAAAUUUCCAAUAAACUGCGAUACGUAGGUCUUCCUGUGGUUGAACAAGAAACUUGUCAAGAGUCUAUCAAAAAGGCCAAAACAACUACACAUUUCUCUGAGAACAUGUUCUGCGCUGGAUUUCCUGAGGGGAAAAAGGACUCCUGCCAGGGGGACAGUGGUGGACCCUUCUCCCUGAGGAAGGGGGAUCGGUUUUGGGCAGCUGGUAUCAUCAGCUGGGGAAUUGGUUGUGGAGAAGCAGGAAAAUAUGGAGUCUACACCCGUGUUGGGAACUACCUAGACUGGAUCCAGAAGACCAUGCGUGAAAACUGAAUACCCUUCACCAUUUUGGGGGGUUUUCGGUCAUUACAUUAGGAGAAAAUAAAUGUCGUGAGCCGUGGGCUUUCACUGGUCCAAGUUAAGUUUUUAGAGGAAAUAAAGACGUAUUGUUGUAUCGUC